Messenger RNA from Paramuricea clavata, 2305 nucleotides. The record is from the annotation of a GenBank genome assembly. Lineage: Eukaryota; Metazoa; Cnidaria; Anthozoa; Malacalcyonacea; Plexauridae.
UUUAGAUGCCAUCAGAAACCAUGAGUGAUGUAGAACUUACCUCAAUGAUAUCACAUGUGAAAGAUUUACUGCCAGAUUGUGGUGAAGGAUUCAUUCUUCUUUGUUUACAAAACUUGGAUUAUGAUGUCGAGAAAACUAUAAACCUUAUACUUGAAAACAGUCUUCCUGGUGAACUAAGCAUUCUUGACCGUAACUUAAGUAAGAGUGAAGUUAUGAAGCAGUCUAGUGUUUUAUCUUCAAGACAUAAUAUUUAUGAUCAAGACGAAUUUGAUAUAUUCACUAAUGCCAAUGUGGAUCUCACGCGAGUACAAAAAGGAAAGACACGCGUUGCGGAGAGUAUGAAGUCAGUUUUUGAUAAAGAGAGAGAUGUUGAAAGUGUGAAACAAAUAAUUUUGAAUUAUGAUGAAACAUUUAAUGAUUACGAAGAUGAAUAUGAUGAUACCUAUGACGAACAAAAUGUUGGGGCUCAAGAUGUUGACUCAGCUGAUGAACUGAGCGAAAUUACGUUGAGAAGGUAAUUGUUUGUUAUUGAUUCUAGGUGUUGGGAAAGGCCAUUAUCGAUUAGACCUAGUUGACUGUUUCCUCCCUCUCAGACUUCGACAUUCGUCAAUAAUUGCCCACAAAGGAUUGCGUUAACCGGCCGGUAAUCUCUGUUUUAACUUCAAGUUCCAGCGGUUGGACAAUGCGAAGAAUCACUCUUUCAAGUUAUGUUUGUUAUCUUAUGUUCAUUGUUACUUCAAGAGAACAUAAAUAAUAAUGCUGCUUUGUACUGAUCACAAGUGUCAAAUGUACACUACGGCAAUAUAUAGUUGGCUGAUUAAAAUUUCGCCUCUAGUAAGAAACAUUGACACUUUAUCAGGCUUACACAAAUGCCCACUAAAUUACGGUUUUGUAUACCUUUGAUUUGCAAAGGUCAUGUGGUACCAGCAAAAAGUAAGUUGUUAGUUAAAAGUAAGAUAGCGAGAAUACUCGUAUCUAAGUCGUAUACGUGACUGAAAAAAAGAAGUACCCCAGCGCCGCUGCGCAGGCUACUUUGAGACCUAAGUACGAUAUCAUAAAAUAAUAAACAAUAAAAUAGAUUCAUUUCAUGCAAUUUAUUUCCAGGCCAUUCACGACUCCUCGUGCUCUACUUCAUUUAAAAGACAACAAAGAUGAUGACGAUGAAGAUAAGGUCAGUUUGAGGGUCUAUUAGAUUGAAUAAAAUAACAACGUACGAAUAGACCUUUCCGGUAAUUACGUCACGACAAACACCGUUUUCAACUUAGGACCACCUUAAAUGGAAUAGAUUUUAAGUUUGUUUCUCACGGGCUAUGGUCAGAGAAGCAGAACAUCCUUCGUCAACACAUGCAUAAAAAAAAAUUUGGAUUUUGACCAUUAAAUGGCCCCUUAUUGGUCAAAAUCCAAGUUGAAAACAGUGUAGUUGUGACGUAAUUACCGGAAAGGUCUAUUACCGACACCCAGGCUGUUCCAGUUAUUUCGUCUUCCCCCUGAAUAACCCCGUAACGCAGCAGCUUCGUAUAUAUCGACACGUCUCCGACGCACUGUGUUUUACUGUAUCUUUAUAUGCUUGAGAGUAGAUAGUUGGGAAAACUUUGGAGAAGAUCUGUGAAAACCCAAAACUGAAGGUGUAAGGUGUUUACCUGUUCGGGAGGGGACGGGGAGAGGAACAUAAUCAUUUAUUGUUGUAACGUACAAUUAUACCAAAGGAACACUCGAUCCGCUAGCCGUGAUCAGCAUGUAAACACUUGUACCCGCCUAACCGAGUUUUCCUGCUAGCUGGUACGUUUCGCCCAAAAACAUAUAAACAUGACCUUAAAUCUAACCCUAUACAGUGCGUUGAUAUUUUACAAUGACCAGUAUUUAUUCCCAUCUUUUAAAUGCAGGACUCUGGAGAGAGCUCUUCAAAGGGAAGAGAACCUAACGAACCCAAUGACGUAUCUGGUGAGAAACAACAUGGCCGUCGUCAAGGUCACCAAAGACAGAAUAACCAUGGUAACGAUGACGUAGGCAAGCGUCAAGGCCGAAGUGGUAAUACAGAACGUGACCGAUCAUAUAAAGAUAAACAUAAAGCAAAGAUUGCUAAUCAUAAUAGAAAGUCAGCGGCCAGUAAGAAAUAUUCUAAGGGAAUGAUGUAAUAAUGUGGAGACCUUUGAAACUACUUGGUACGGUUGUGUUUUAUAUUAAUUCCUCAAUCAUGUGUAUACAUUAACCAACAAUCAUUGUUUCAGUGAUAGGAGGGGUUAUCCACCCUAAUGCUUGUUCUCUGAGAAACGUGUGGUAAAAUUCAUUGCAUGCUUCUUCAAUA